AUGUUGGUUAUUUCGUUUUCUUAUUUUGCCGUGCGUUCACCAGUGUUGACACAUUUCAUUAUGAGCUUGCCUAACCAAAAGAUAGAAUUGCCUUCCAUUAAAAGCAUUUUCAAUAUAAUAAAUGAAGACCAUAACUUUCAAAAACAAUCCCUCCCACAGGUACAACUACCACAUCUUCUGCCUUUACAACAACAACAACAACAAAAAGACGCAGGUUCUACUCACAGAUUUAGAAUAAAUGGGCAGAGGAAUAGUGCCAAUAAUAUUAAAAGUAUACAGUCCAUGUCUACCUCAUCGGCGGGGUCCAUUAGCCCCAACAUGAGCUAUACACACAUGAGCCCUACGCUCACAUCGCACCCAAUGCACAUGCAUCCACAUAUCCCCACGUGGAACACCGUCCAAAACAGUACUUCGACCACUGCUACCUCUAAUAAUACCACUAAUAACAGCAGCAGCAGUAGUCCCUACUUGCACCCUCGUUCCCAGUCACAACAGUUCGGGGGUAGUGGGACGCACACCCAGCGGUACACGGCAAACGUGGUCAUAAAUAACAACACGCCCGUUUCUAGACCCUCCUCAGGGAUGGUGCACAGUUUAAGUGGACCGCCAAGUUUUGCCAGAUCGGAUGAUUUGGCAAGCACAAACAGUGGGAACAGCAGUAGUGGGGAUAACAGAUCCACGAGUUACUCUCCUCGGUCGCAGAGGAUCAAGAAAUCUUCGAGCAAGAGGUCGAAUCUGCCAAGAGAAACAGUGCAGAUGUUGAAUAACUGGCUGCUGAACCACUUACAUGACCCGUACCCAACACCACAUGAGAAACUAGAGCUACUGAGACAGACUGGGUUGACUAAGAUACAACUCUCAAAUUGGUUCAUAAACGUAAGGAGGAGGAAAGUGUUUGUCGACCACCCGCAGUCAAUGUCGAAUGGAACUCAAUCAAACGUUAUUAGAAGGAAUAGCUCCUCUCCGAGAAAUUGA
Molecule: messenger RNA, 975 nt
Organism: Huiozyma naganishii CBS 8797
Lineage: Eukaryota; Fungi; Ascomycota; Saccharomycetes; Saccharomycetales; Saccharomycetaceae
Product: homeobox domain-containing protein
Exons: 1
Coding region: 1-975 (324 amino acids)
Biological process (GO): regulation of DNA-templated transcription
Molecular function (GO): DNA binding
Source: RefSeq, a predicted model, not a curated record